Cordyceps fumosorosea ARSEF 2679 is the source of this 1311-nucleotide messenger RNA. Its product is annotated as Protein kinase-like domain protein. The coding region runs from base 1 to 1311 and encodes 436 amino acids. The transcript has a single exon. Lineage: Eukaryota; Fungi; Ascomycota; Sordariomycetes; Hypocreales; Cordycipitaceae. The record is from RefSeq and is a predicted model, not a curated record.
AUGUCGCGACCUCAGACUCCCCCGCAUGAGCCACGGUACCAUGUGCACGUUGCGCAAAAGACCAUAGAACAACUCAUCUCUAGUGCAUUCCCUGGUACAGGGCUCAUAUCAUGCUCUGAACUAGAAACAAACAAAGGCUACAACAACCGGCUCUACUUCCUCAAGGUCCGGCGACUGGGCCAGAGCUCUGUCUUCCGCAACACUGACGCCGAGAAACUGGACCUUGUCCUCAAGGUUAAUGGUUAUUUUUUCAAGGCAGACAAGGUCCAGAAUGAAGUUGGCUGUAUACAGAUACUAAAGAAGUACUGCCCAGACAUCCCGGCGCCGACGGUGCUCGCUUGGUCUGAGGACGGCGUACACGUCUGCCUGUCCAACCCGUCUGGGCCAGAGACGAAGCAUGUCAGUUUGUCAAUUCCGGACGAAGAUAAGCGACACGGCGGAUGGAUCCUCAUGUUGCGAAUUCCCGGAAAGCCUUUGUCGACUUGCGACUUUCAUGAAGCGACGAGAUUGGACAUCAUGAGACAGCUCGCAGGCAUCGUCGCGAGCUGGCGGGCCAACAUUCCCGCACAAAAGUAUAUCGGAAACAUCCAGUUCCAUCAGCUCUUGCAUGACUCCGAGCCUGACUUUACGAUAACCGAGAACUCCGGACCAGGGCCGCAGGAUCUCGUGGUGAGGGGCAUCCUUGUCGACGAGCUCUGGCUCACAACACCAAUCACCAGCACAGUCCAGCAAUACACCCUCAAGAUUGAGCAGAAGCUCGAGCAGCUCGAUACUAGCAGCGAUUACGCCCAAAACCGGCACCUCGCCGCCCAGAUCAGGAGUUUCGUCACAAACACGCUCCCGCAGCUGGACGCCCUGAACCCGCCGCCGCCACAGCACUCCUCGUCGGGCGGGCACUUCGUGUUUACGCACUACGACCUCUCGCCGCGCAACAUACUCGUGACGGCGACGGCCGGCAGCCCGCCGCGAAUCUCAGGCAUCGUCGACUUUGAGUUUGCCGGCUUUUUCCCACCCGUCGAGGAGUUCCUCAACGACGCCGUGGGCAACGCGGGCGACUGGCCGGAGGAGCUGUACGGAGCGUACCUGGCGGGGCUGGAGGCGCGUGGCAUCGCAACGCCAGCGAAGGGGAUCGAUGCGGAGGUGUGGGAGGCGGCACGGUGCUUGGAGCACGUGGCGGACAACGUCGCGCCGUGGUGGCUGCCGGGGCCGCACACGGGUGCGGUGCUCGAGGAGAAGUUUGCGAGGAGUGCGGCGGAGCUGCAGGAGAACCUGAAGAAGCUCUCAAAUGGCUCUAGAGGAAUUCGGCAUUGA